AUGUCGUUAGCAUUUGUAAAACAAGCGACUCGAUCGACUGUGCCACAUCGACGAUACUUAUCUUCCACUCGAUCGCUCGUCUUGCGGUCUCCAGUGACCUCGCCUCUUCGUGGAUCUUCCUUGCGAUGGCUGGCCAAGCGUGUGGAAGGUCCUACUAACCGAUCCCCCGCCAUGGGCUUCUCUUUGAUUCGACACUAUGGAGCUCCUGCUCCGGUGGAACAAGAAGAACAGAACCUCACACCGUUGCCGAGUUCCUCGACCCCGCAUUUACCACCGGUGGUUCUUCCUAGUCCCGCUAUUAAUUCGUUUAGAGAGAUCGCUCGCGUGCUACCGUCCGGCAUCGCUGAACAGUUUGCUAUUCUUAAUGCAUGUAUUCGAACCGGAUCCAUGGAUCGAGCCGAACGCAUCAUGAAGGAAUUAUAUCGCAACAAACCCGAUGAAAUGCGGGUGUUUACCGAUGUGAAAAUUUACAACACAUUUUUGAAUGGAUUUAUCCAACAACCAACUCCGAUGACCAAACAGUGUCUGCACUGGUUCGAUGGAAUGAAGAACUAUGGCUUGACACCCAAUGAUGAUACCUAUGCCAUUAUUGUCAAAGGAUUUUUAAAAAUGGGGCGCUAUCAUACAGCACGAGCUCUUUUGCAAGAAAUGCAAGCCGAUCAUCACAUUGCGAUCCACGAUAUGCUCAAUUCGACCUUUUUGACUCGCAAUGAUAUCGACAUGUUUCGAAAACUCAUUGAAGAAAGUCAAGGCAAUGUUCCCAUCGAUGUUCACAAAUUGUUGAAAGAAUUGGAUCUUGCCACCAAAGCCGUGCUUGGGGAACCGGCGGCGGCAUCGAGUUAUAAAGGCGAACGCAUCGACGGAGCAACGCCAGCAACCAAUAUUGAACCCAUCAUUUACGAGGAAGUACCGGAAGCUCGAGCCACCAACACCAUUGGUGUCAAGUUCUUGCAGGAACAACUGCAAGCUUUGCGAGAUCCGCGUCAAGCGCUGCAGAUGGAUCCUUACGAGUUGCAAAUGGAGUUGGAACGACAGGGGUAUGAUGUGGCGCUGCAACGAUUAAUGCACUUGCGAGAAGCCAGUCUUGAACGUGGCGAUAUGCUGAACGCGAUGAACCUGACGCCAUUGAAAAAAACAUUGUGGGAAUGGCAUGAACAUUUGGCUCCGUUGAUCAAGGAAGAACUCGAACGUUGUGAGAACGCCGGGCCACGGGAAACCGAGCGACGCAUGUAUGGACCCUUUUUGAAAUUACUGCCACCGGAGAAAUUGUCCAUUAUCACUAUUUUGGAACUGCUCCGGUUACACAACUCGUCCGGCAUUGCAGACGGUAUGAAAACAGCCCGCGCCAUCAUUGAUGUCGGUAAAGCGGUAGAAAUGGAAUACAAUGCGACACAGAUCAAGAAAUCCUCCAGCAAGUUGUUGUCUCGCCAACAGGAAGUGCAUUCUUUGUUUGCGAGCGGCAAGUUGUUCAAUAUGACCCUGCGGAAAGUGCACAUGAAACUCGCGCGAGAGCAGGAAUCGGUGCGUGAAUUGAUUGAUUCUUCGGAUGGCGAUACAGGUGGUAUGCUUGGUGCCGAUGGAUGGACUCCGGCUUGGCCUAGCACCAUCCGGGCCAAGGUCGGUAGUGUAUUGACCAGUCUGUUGAUCGAAUCUUCCAAGAUCCCUGUCCCCAGCAGAGACCCCGAAACCGGUGCAAAGAUUAUUGAGCAGAUUCCCGCCUUUUUCCAUACCUAUCAGUACGUCCGCGGCAAACGUGUGGGCAUUAUCAAGUUUUCCGAUCCAUUGACCCAGCUUAUUUCCCGUGAACCUUUGCGUGAUACACUCCAUCCUCGUCUUUUACCCAUGAUUGUGCACCCUCGACCUUGGUUGUCUUACAACUUGGGCGGCUAUCUCAUGUCCAAGACGACGUGUAUGCGUAUCAAGAAUUCUCCCGAACAGCUUGUGUACCUUCACAAAGCUUCCGAAGAAGAACGAUUCAAUACGGUGUUGGCCGGUUUGGAUGUGUUGGGCGCCACGCGAUGGAGAGUGAAUAAGAAUGUAUUUGACGUUGUCUUGGAAGCUUGGAAUACUGGCGAACCCAUUGCCGAUAUCCCCCCCGCGAUUUCCAAACCUACCGAAUUACCUCCCAAGCCCGAGAAUUACGAUACCGAUCCCAAAGCCAAAUUUAACUGGGUCCUCAAAGUCAAAGAAAUCCAAACCAUGGACAAGAACCACCACAGUUUACGAUGUGAUGUCAAUUAUAAAGUGGAAACAGCCAGAGCCUUUUUAAAUUUACCAAUGUAUUUCCCACACAACAUGGAUUUCCGUGGUCGUGCUUACCCUAUUCCACCUACGCUUAACCAUCUGGGUAACGAUCUGUGCCGUGGCUUGCUGCACUUUGAGGAGGCCAAGCCUUUAGGAGAACGAGGCUGGCGCUGGCUCAAGAUUCAUUUGGCCAACGUCUUUGGUUACGAUAAAUAUUCUUUUACGGAAAGAGAAGCUUUCACCAUGGAUAACAUUGAUAAUAUUCUCGAUUCUGUGGAUCGACCUCUAAACGGCAACAAGUGGUGGUUGAAAGCAGAGAAUCCAUGGCAAUGUUUAUCGGCAUGUUUUGAAGUGGCGGCUGCGUUCCGAAGUGGCCACCCUGAAGAUUUUCCGUCUCAGCUGCCUGUGCAUCAGGACGGUACAUGUAACGGUCUUCAGCAUUAUGCUGCUUUGGGUGGUGAUUUGGCCGGUGCACGAGCCGUCAAUCUGGCUCCCAGUGAUCGUCCUGCCGAUGUGUACACGGGUGUAGCCGAAAUGGUGAAUAAGCAAAUCGAGGAAGCCGCAGCGCAAGGCGAUGAAUAUGCCUUGCUGCUACGUGGCAAAGUCAGUCGUAAAGUGGUCAAGCAAACCGUCAUGACCAACGUCUACGGUGUCACGUUCAUCGGAGCUAGAUUGCAGAUCGAGAAUCGAUUAAAGGAACGUGGCGAUCUUCCUCCGGAAAAGAUCUAUGCGCUGGCCAGUUACUUGGCGCGAAAGGUGUUCUCGUCCCUGGGAGAAAUGUUCAACGGUGCACACAAGAUUCAGGAUUGGUUGACAGACUCGGCCCGUCGAAUUGCAAGAAGUGUACCAAAGGAAGCGUUGAUCGAAUCGGGUAUCUUACCACCAGAUGAUCCUGAUACCGUCGUCAAGGAAAAGGUGGUCAGCAGUCGUAAGAGAAAAACGAAAGCAACCAAAGGAUUCUCGGCACGAAACCCCUCCUCCAAUCAAAUGACUUCUGUCAUUUGGACCACGCCACUUGGACUGCCCAUUGUUCAACCUUACCGUCGUCAGGGCAAAAAGCAAGUAUCCACGUUACUGCAAACCGUAUUCAUUGAAGAUCCCGAUGCCGCACGUCCUGUGAAUGCGAUGAAGCAGAGUUCGGCGUUCCCUCCCAACUUUAUUCACUCGCUCGACGCAACACACAUGCUGAUGUCGGCCGUGGCAUGUUACAAGUCAGGCUUAACGUUCGCGUCCGUGCACGACAGUUACUGGACACACGCAUGCGACGUGGAUAAGAUGAACAAGAUUAUUCGUGAUCAGUUCAUUGAACUGCAUACGCAGCCUAUCAUGGAGACGUUGCGCGCCGAAUUCCAGGAACGAUACGGUGAUUACUUUGUGCCUGCAGCGGUGGAGCUUGGCAAAUCCAAGACGACCAAGAAGCAAGCGGAAGCGGAAGCAGAAGCAGAACCGGAAGUCACAGAGGCAGAUUCCAGCAGCGAGGAGAAGGCGUUCAACUAUGGAUUUGCCGAUUCCACUGUGGUGAAAGAAGAGCUAGAACAAGAAAAGAAGAUCAAGAAGAAGACAUCGGAUGAAGAUGAAGAUGUGGCGAUGAAAGCGUUGUUUGGUUUGGGCGACAAUUCGACGGAAGAAGGUGAAGAUGCCGGCCUGGAUGCCGAAGAAGAAGAAGAGGAAAGAAAGGCGGAAGCGGUGGCAGCGCCAACGAAAAGAUCCUUGACCAAGAAGUACGAAUACCAAUGGCAACCGAUAACGUUCCUUCCUUUACCGAAAAAGGGAGACUUUGACAUUAAUGAAGUCAAGGAAUCCGACUACUUCUUCCAUUAA
Molecule: messenger RNA, 4065 nt
Organism: Radiomyces spectabilis
Lineage: Eukaryota; Fungi; Mucoromycota; Mucoromycetes; Mucorales; Radiomycetaceae
Exons: 7
Coding region: 1-4065 (1354 amino acids)
Biological process (GO): mitochondrial transcription
Cellular component (GO): mitochondrial DNA-directed RNA polymerase complex
Molecular function (GO): mitochondrial promoter sequence-specific DNA binding; DNA-directed RNA polymerase activity; protein binding
Source: RefSeq, a predicted model, not a curated record